AUGUUUCUAAAGGGUUUUGUAAACUUCAUCCUAAAUUCUAUUUUCCUAAAUUUGAGUAAAUUUUUUUGUUAUUUAUUUAAUUUAAAAAUGUCUACAAAUUGGGCAGAAUUACGAAAAGAACUUAAAGAAGUUCGAAAAGAAGUUGUUCACAAACAAAAUUCUAAAAAACGGAAAGGAAUGCCUGGUGAAGCUAAUAAAUGGAAGAAGGCUAGACAAGAGAUUGAUAAAUCGGUGAAAGAGGGGACUUCGUCUAAUGGUCCAGCAAUAACUAAAGUUUUGGCUUUGGACUGUGAAUAUGUUGGAGUUGGAAUUGGAGGGACAGAGAAUAUGUUGGCUAGAGUUUCAAUUGUUAAUGUUGAUGGUGAGACUGUUUAUGAUGAAUAUGUUUUGCCCACAGAAAAGGUAACAGAUUAUAGAGUGCAUGUUAGUGGAAUUCGACCUGGGCAUUUACUUAGAGCCCAAACAGAAGUACGAAAAAUACUUUCCGACAAUAUUGUGGUUGGGCAUUCUAUUCAACACGAUUUUCAAGUUUUGGGACUUACCCAUCCUCCCAAACUUAUUCGUGAUACAGCCAAGUUUAAAUUACUCAGAGAAACUCUUGAUAAUCCAAAAAAGACGCCUUCAUUAAAAUUAUUAGCCCACCAUUUAUUGGGUGUUCAAAUUCAACAAGGAGAACACGAUUCUGUUUUGGACGCUAAAAUUGCUUUACGUAUAUAUUUGCAAUAUCAAAAUAAUUGGGAGAAAAAGAAUUCAAAGAAUCCUUCAAAGACGAAGAAAAAGAAGAGUAAAUAA
Meloidogyne enterolobii is the source of this 792-nucleotide messenger RNA. The record is from the annotation of a GenBank genome assembly. NCBI's taxonomy places the organism in Eukaryota, Metazoa, Nematoda, Chromadorea, Rhabditida, Meloidogynidae.